This is a messenger RNA of Mesocestoides corti, 222 nucleotides long. NCBI's taxonomy places the organism in Eukaryota, Metazoa, Platyhelminthes, Cestoda, Cyclophyllidea, Mesocestoididae. The record is from the annotation of a GenBank genome assembly.
AUGCGGCCGACCAAGCUUGUGACGAAGAUGGUUGCCACUGGAGAGUUGUGGAUGUGGAGGAAGGAGCUGUUUGGCGGUGGGCAAAACAUCGCCCCACGAAAACACCUUCGUGCUCACAAGAUAAGUGAGGGGACAAACCGGUGCUUGUUAAUGGCCUGGGAACACGAAGACGAGGCUGCCGCGAGCUCCGGCGACUCAAAAGUCUCAGCCGCCAAAAUUUAG